AGCAGACAACGUGGUUCUCCUGCCUAUGAGCGAAAUGAAUACGCAUACACUCCCCCCUCUUCUUCCGGCUUCGGAGCCUGGUAGGGCUGCUGUGGCUUCCACACUUCCCCUUCCCACUCGUCGAGCAGCGGCAGAUGACACGUGCACACCGCAGCGGAAAGCAUACAUGGCUGUAAACCAUCUCUCCACUUCCCGUGCUGUGGCGGAGGCGCAGACGCACAGUGCUAUUGGUAAUGCCGCUGCUGACGAGGGAGAGGUACGAGCAGAAACACAGAGUAAUGAGUCAACAUCCCCGCAGUCAUGUGAGAUGAACAACGCAGACAGUUCACCGCGUGCGGCUACGGUGCUUCAGGCAAAACUCCAAUAUGCGUUGUGGCUGGAUCAGCUGACGUCCUGCGUACACGCCGAGAGCUGCGCCCGCGCCGGGCUGCGCUGCGUCGAAGCCGAGACCCGCGAAGCGCUCUGGUUGACCCAUCAACAUGCAAGGACGACCGUCGCCAUUCGAGAAGAAUACGCCCAGCGUUCCCGCGAGCUGCUGGGGGCGCGAACAGCGUUGCAACGCGCGUUCCAACACAACCCCUCUGCUAACGUGAUCAAGCGUGAGGAGCGCAGAGCCCGUCAUGCCAUCAAGCUCGACGCAAUGAGUUCUUUUCAAUUAUUGUGUGUUGCGGAAAGCACAGAUCACAUGCGGCUCUCUGCGCGUCAACUGGUUGCGGAGCGGAAGGACGCAACGAGCCUGAAAAAGACAGCACAGUCGGUGCGUGCGCUCGAGUUGGAGCUGGCGUCGCGGUCUUACUAUGCUAUACCCGCUUUUCAUUCGUCCUUGCAUGACCUUACUCUCAUUGCUGAGGGACGCUCUCCGCACGACGCACCGGACGACACGCCCUUGGAAAGCUGGAGACGGCGAUACGGCAAGCAGCGCGAGGUCUCGUCUGCCCCCACCGCUGUGAAAACACAGCCGCCUCCGACAUGUGGGCCAUCCGACCAGAGCACCGUGAAAAUAGGAGAACUGUACGCUCGCCGCCAUCUCCGAUACGAUGAAGAGAAAGAGCGUCUUUUUCUUGAAUGGUGGAAAGGCGUGGGCGACAUCUGGUGUACGCAAGAAGCACCGGCGCGACAACAGCUUCGGCAGCUGCACGCCUUUGUGGCCUCUCCCGUCCGGAUGCAGGCCGUUGUGGUGCUCCAGCGGUGGUGGCGUAUGCUGCGCUUCCAUUUAUGGUCGCAGCACCGCCAGGAAAAGCUUGUGGCUUCGCUCGCGGCGUUGCCGCAUCGACACUCCACGGACCACUGUAGGCGACAUUUGCGUGCGUUGGAAACGGCGGUCGGCCUGGCAGGAAGAGACAAAGACGGUGGCAACUCAGACGCAGAUGUUGCGGGGCUUUUGGCAGGGCUGAUCACGGCGGCCACGCAUCCUCGUCGGUACAGGAGGGAGCUAGACUUAUACACGGACACCCUUCUGCGGAAGGUCCGUGCGUUCUGCACAGGCCUUGGCAUCGCGCCCGCGUCGCUGAUUUCAGUUACCGGUGCCAAAGAAGAAUGCUCUCUUCAAGAGGAUCCAGGCCAGCUAAGACUUUUGUCCCACGGGGCCCGGGAGCGCCGUAGGUUGUCCGGCGACAUGUGGCGACAACCGCGAUGGCCUCUGCACUCGAUGCUGCAAAGCAGGGACGUCAUCAGCCGUAAAAAUGAGCGUCACACCCGUGUGCAUCCUGCCACCGUUGAGAGUGUCGUGCACGGCGGACCUGCGGGGCUGGCGGAUUUGCACGUGGCGCAGCAGGCCAUGGCAGAGGAGGCGGCGAAGGCUUAUCAGCGCAUCACGCAUCAGGAAGAGCUUGAGCGUCGUGUGUGGACACUGUCGUUCUCGACACAAGACGCAUCUUUGCCUUCUUCCACGUCAGCUCAUUGUGCGAGGUCACCUGAAAACGAGACGUCUUCGCGUGCCGGAGAUGCGAUGCCAUCGUCAACUCCCGGUGCAUCAACGCACAUAGUGGAAGGCCCAAGUAGAAGUGCGCACACAGUGGUGAGUAGCGCUGCCAUUUCUUGUUCGACACCUUCUUUUUCUUCUUUCUCUGUUGACGCACGACCCGAAUCGGCAGAGGAGCGGCAAUGCGUACAGCGCGCAACGGAGGCCUUCCCCAUGUCCCAGCGCGAGUGCCGCGACAACGCGUGUGUGGCGAUGAGCAACCCGGCGAAGGAGACAAGUGCCGACCCUACGAGUGAGGCUGUUUGCCAAUACGGCGCCGCCUUCGACAAGGCUGCGGAAUCUGUAUGCACGGAGCAGUACACGACCGUGCAGCAGCGCUUCACCGCACUCAACGCAAGCACACUGAAUGCUAUACGGGCUUUCAUCGAAAACGCUCUUAACGAGAAGGCCGACAUGGCGGCAGAAGAGAGCGAGGCCCGACACUACUUGAUGUUUGGUCAGGAAAGCAACUGCUUCGUCUUACAGUAUCGCUUCACGAGUUUGGAAGGCGCGGAAAGGUCACUGCUGACCGAGGCGCAGGAGCGAGAGGCUGACAUCAUUUACGACUGCUUCAACGAACACCUCCGACUCCUUCAACUUGAAUAA
Leptomonas pyrrhocoris is the source of this 2566-nucleotide messenger RNA. RefSeq lists its product as hypothetical. The coding region runs from base 35 to 2566 and encodes 843 amino acids. NCBI's taxonomy places the organism in Eukaryota, Euglenozoa, Kinetoplastea, Trypanosomatida, Trypanosomatidae. The transcript has a single exon. The record is from RefSeq and is a predicted model, not a curated record.